Messenger RNA from Carassius gibelio (silver crucian carp), 5300 nucleotides. RefSeq names its product la-related protein 1B-like. Gene Ontology annotation, cellular component: cytosol; cytoplasmic stress granule. Bases 400 to 3912 code for a protein of 1170 amino acids. Gene Ontology annotation, molecular function: RNA cap binding. Lineage: Eukaryota; Metazoa; Chordata; Actinopteri; Cypriniformes; Cyprinidae. Gene Ontology annotation, biological process: positive regulation of translation; mRNA stabilization. The record is from RefSeq and is a predicted model, not a curated record. The transcript has 21 exons.
UGUGGCCGCGAGGGGCGACAGAGAGGCGCCACACGCUCGUUCAAUGACUCGUGGCCGUUCGUUCGUAGUAUUUCCUUUUAUUUAGGUGAGUUGCAGAUCAGCCAAAUAGAGGAGUGGGUCGAAAACAUUGGCAAAGUUUUAAUUAUUUUUUUCGUUUUUGCUUACUGUAAUCGGUGAGUGUGUUCACACAGCAUGGGUUCUUUAAGGGAUCGAGCAUUUUGACAUUUAAGAAGACGAAAAAGUCCGAUGCAGCUAUCCGCCGCGUUUCAAGCUGCUGGCUGUCAACUUGUGCUCUAGCUGCAACGGCUUUGACCGAGUCUUUUUCUCCAUUUGUCCUGGAAAAUAACUACUGCAGGAUAGUAAAAAAUAACAACGCGAGGGCGUUUGUGCUUUUGAACCAUGACCACUGAAGUUGCGAGUGACUUGGACGUGACAGUCAGUUGUUUGGGCGAAGGGAACCAAAACAAGUCGGACACUGAUCGACCCAGGAAACCCGAUCGAGAGAGCCACGAAGAGGGUCAGCAGGAUCCUCCUCAGGGCGACUCUAAACAUCAAAAACAAGGGGUCAUGGAAAGUAAAGCGGAUGGCGAAAGCACGGACAACACGAACGACAAGGAGAACGAGCAGAAUGCAUCGAGCCACAAAGCAGAAACUGGCAAGAAAGUGAUCGAGGCUCCUCCGCCAAAAGUAAACCCGUGGACGAAGAGGAACGCUUGCCCUCCUAAUAAUACCACCAACAGCUCGCUACAAACAGUGUCCUCUGAACCCCAGAGUCCUACCAAAGUUGUCCGUGUCAGUAAACCCAGAUCCAGGAAGACCAGUAAGUCGAGUGACUUCAGUGACAUCACAAACUGGCCAACCCCUGGAGAAAUCGCCAAUAAGGAGCAGCAGCAGAAUGUGAUAAACGUGCAGGUGAGGAAAGGGACGUCCGGACGGAGGGAGAGGAAGAAGGAUCACGGGGGAGAGAAGAGAGAGAAGGAGAGCGGAAGUGAUGGGAGUGACAGUAAGGAGAACAGGGAGGCGCAGUCGGAUCCAAUCACAGGACUUUCAAGUGAGCAGGAGACUGAGGAUGGAGUGGAAACGCACAACAGUGCCACCCACGGGAGAGGAGGCUGGCGAAGAGAGAGAGAUUUCUUUGAUGAGACAGUGAGCGUUCGCAGCGAGGGCAACAAUAUCCGCGGAGGCCUCAGGGGCAGGGGCAAAGGUCGUGGCCGAGGCAGAGGUCGUGGACGAGGUCGCUAUGACUACUCCCACAGUUACCGGGACACUUACCCGGAAGGGUCCACUGUUCCAGCUGAGUUCGGCACUAACAUGGUCUAUUACUACGACGAUGGCAACCGCGUGCAGAUGUAUACGAUUGAGGAGAAUUUACUUAAAGAAUACAUCAAACGCCAAAUUGAAUACUACUUUAGUCUUCCAAACCUGGAGCGUGAUUUCUUCCUACGGAGAAAGAUGGAUUCAAAAGGCUUUUUGCCCAUCUCUCUGAUCGCCAGUUUCCACAGAGUCCAGGCCCUCACCACCGAUAUCAACCUCAUUAAGGAGGCGUUGAAGAACAGUGAAGUUGUGGAGCUCGUUAAUGAGCAGAUCCGUAGGAAAGAAGAACCCGAGCAAUGGCCUAUCCCGGCUCCCUCUCUGGACUCCCCUCGCACAGAUUUUUCCCAGCUCAUUCACUGCCCUGAGUUUGUCCCAGGACAGACGUUCUCCUCCCUCGGCAAAGUGUCGUCCUCCCCAGUCAGUCAGCACAUAGAUGAACCCGGUCUGGUAAAUGGCCAAACUAGUGAUGACACAGAUGCAGCCAAACCUCAGUCCAAAGAAUCCUCUCCUUCAGGCUCAAAAAGCAGCUCUAGUGAAGAUGGGAAUACACCUAAAGAGAGGUCCAGCAGUCUCUCUGACCCAGAUGCCCAGCCGUGGAUACAGGUGGAAAAACGGCAUAGAAGCUUUACUGGAAAAAAUAAGUCCUGUCCUGUUGGUGUGCAGACCUCAGUAACUCCUCUUCCUCCUAGCCCUCCUCCUUCAUCUUCUCCUCCUCUUCCUUCUUCUCCUCUACCUCCCCUUGUUGAGUUGUCUCCAUCUGCAGAGCCCAAAGAAUUGUUUCAGUCCAGCUCAAAGCAGCAGCCUGAGGCAGAUCAGGAGGAGCUGGACUUCCUGUUUGAUGAAGAAAUGGAACGACUCGCAGCGCCUCGCAAGAACACCUUCACUGAUUGGUCAGAUGAUGAUUCUGAUGAUGAACUUGAUGACCGAGAUGUAAACAAGAUCCUGAUUGUUACUCAGACCCCCCCUCAUCUGCGGAAACACCCUGGGGGUGAUCGGACGGGGAACCAUGUGUCUCGUGCCAAAAUUUCAACUGACCUUGCCAAAGCCAUUAAUGAUGGUUUGUUCUACUAUGAACAGGAUCUUUGGACAAAGGAAGAAGGGCAACCAGAGUGUGCCAAUGCCAAGGAGGUGGAGAACUUCAAAAAGCUCAACGUGAUCAGCCAAGAUGAGUUUGAAACUCUGACCCCUAAACUUCCUGUUGAUCCCAACCAGGAGGUCCCGCCCCCUCCACCAUGUCAGACAGAUGAUUCUAGCAUGGCUCAUUCUCUCCCCACGGAUGUCCCAGAAUCCUCCAGUGUGCCUCGUACUCCACGUACACCACGCACUCCUGGAAGACAGGACCCCACCAAAACCCCACGCUUCUACCCUGUCAUCAAAGAUAGCGGAGACCUUGAUGGAAAAACACCCAGAAAGAGGAAAACCCGUCAUAGCUCUAACCCUCCACUGGAGUGCCAUGUAGGCUGGGUGAUGGACUCACGAGAGCACAGACCCCGCACUUCCUCCAUCAGCAGCUCGAAUGCGUCUCCGUCAGAAGGAGCUCCCGCGCUGUCAGGCAGUUACGGCUGCACCCCGCAGUCCCUGCCUAAGUUCUGGCAUCCAUCACAUGGGCUUUUGAAAGAAAAUGGCUUCACCCAGCAAGUUUACCACAAAUAUCGCAGAAGAUGCCUUAAUGAGAGGAAGCGAUUAGGUGUGGGUCAGUCUCAGGAGAUGAACACCCUCUUCAGAUUCUGGUCCUUCUUCCUCAGAGAUAACUUCAACAGGAAGAUGUAUGAGGAGUUCAAGCAGUUUGCCCUGGAGGACGCCAAAGAGAACUACAGGUACGGACUGGAGUGUCUGUUCCGGUUCUACAGUUAUGGACUAGAGCGCAGGUUCAGACAGGAUAUCUUCAAGGACUUCCAGGAGGAGACCAUCCAGGACUAUGAGAAAGGUCAACUAUAUGGACUGGAGAAAUUCUGGGCUUUCCUGAAAUAUGCAAAGGUGAAGAAUCAGCCCAUUGACCCCAAGCUCCAGGAAUACCUCAGCAAAUUCAAGAGCAUUGAUGAUUUCAGAGUAGAUAGCACAGAUGAGGUGGAGCUGCUUCAGAACAGAGAGGGUGAGAUAGGGAAAAGCAGUAGCAGCACAACGUUACAGAGAACAGAUGAGGUGAAGCUGCUUAAAGACAGGGAGGGUGAGACAGGGAGAAGUAGCUCAGAGUUGCAGCCACCCAUAGCAGAGGAUGGAGUAAGGAGGAAAGCACACUCAUCCUCCACAGGGGAUGAGGUGAAACGUAGGCGGCACAACUCAACAUCAUCAUCCAAACAGACCCCAGUUGCCAAGACGUCUUCAGACAAUCAACCAACCGCAGGAGUGAUGGCAAAAACAACCACAACGGAUCAAGCCGCUGCCCCAACAACAGGGAAAACCACCAAUCAACCAUCAGCCAAGCCAGUCACAGCCAGUCAGAAACCAGCGCCUCUUAACGCCAAAAGCAGCACGGCUAAUGACCCGUCUACAAAAGCCCCACCCAAAGAGAAUGUGAAGAAGAAUACCUCAUCAGAUGCUCGUAAAGGAGAGGCGGCGACGAGCAAAACCAACGAUGCCCAACAGCCAAAGAAAUGAACAUCUUACUACACUAUAUACAGUAUUUGAGUGUGAUUCUAACUCUGGAGCUGUGAAAAGAUUUUCAGUGCUGGUGCUGGCUUACGUUUUUCACCACAACCUCGGAAGUGAGCCAGUCAAACGUUAGAGCAAACACCAACUGUCAGACCGUUGCGUUCACAAACUGAAGAGUAAACCAGAAAUAUCUUUAUGUUGUACAAGGUGCAUUUUCUGGACAGGUUAACUUCCAUAAGAAUUUUUUUUUUUUUUUUUUUUUCUGCAGUUAGUAGUUUCAGAAUCAAUGACGCAUUGUGAACUUGUUUUGCUGUAAAGUUUACAAAAGGUGCGUUCCUACAUUGAAUGCUGUUUUAUCUCUUUUUAAAAUUAGUUUUACCUUUGCAAAUGCCUUACAUUUCAAAAGCAACUAUAUAUAUAUAUAUAUCAGCUUAAGUAAUUAAUAAUAUCUUGGUUUUUAAGUGUUUUUAAUUUGUGCGAAAUGCACUGCACACAUAUUUAGUUCAGUUAUUUUAAAAACUCAAAUAAAAAAAACUUGAACUGAGGUUGACACAAGAUAACACACUAUAUAGCUUAUUGCAUUUUUUGCUCUUUUAGAUUGUGUAGGAAAUAAGACAGUGAUGGAAUACUAAGUUCUUUAUGCUUUUAUGAUUAGCUGAGUGUCUGAGCUGAAUAUUGGAGAAGUACGUAGAUAUCAGUGGCGAGGGAUUGUUAAAAAGUGUUAACAUCAUCAGGAACUACAGGAUUUGUCCUGCCUUUCAAAUGAAUAUUAGGUCGUUCACAUUGCUGAGCUGGUGAUCUUGAAGACGCCACGUCUCAAUUGAUAAUUUUGACUUAAAUUGGAAAACAUCUGUGUACUUGAAGUUUCUAAGAAAUGUUAACUUUUUGAAAGGAAUUAUUCUUCCUUUUAAAUUUUGAAUCCUAUUGGAGUUUAGUUUGAGAUAAUUUAUUGUUUUACUCUCUUUUGAAAGCUUAAUUGAUUAUAAUCUUUUUUUUUUUGUUGUUGUUGAUAUUACUGAGAGAGUGUAGAAUGCUGCAAACAUUGUGUCCCAAAGAAUACUUUUAUUUGCAUUAUAUUUUUAUUUUUCACUUUGGAAAAGUAAGUAAUAAAAUUGAAUCUGUGUUUUUUUCUCACUUAUGAUCAGUAAUCAGACACUGAAUUAAUGUCCCGAUUGUAUCAUAUUUGCUUAUGAAACCUGUACAUAGAAAAAUAUUAGAAGCAGCUCUCUAAUUUCAAUCAAAUAAUUUUUAUUGAUUCAUUUUAUUGUGGUAUUUUUGUUUGUGUGCGCUUGUGUGUUGGUAUGCAUGUCGGUUAAAAAAAAUUAUUUCCUCAAAUUGUAAAAUGUAAAAAAAAAAAUUAAAAUAUAUUAAAAUCUGUUUAUAAAACCCCAAAA